Molecule: messenger RNA, 3367 nt
Organism: Carica papaya (papaya)
Lineage: Eukaryota; Viridiplantae; Streptophyta; Magnoliopsida; Brassicales; Caricaceae
Source: RefSeq, a predicted model, not a curated record
AUUCGAGAGUAUAAAAGUCGGAGACUUGAGUUGAUAAUUCCAGUUGCUAGAAAGUUCGAAAAUUCAUUUGGUUCUUGGCGGGAUAUUUCUCUUCCCUAAAAAUUAUUGGCCAAAUCAAGAUUGUGCUGCCUCUCUACUCCGUCAUUUCGAUCUCUGCUCUCUAAUCGCACAAACCCUAGGCCAAUCAGGAGGCUGAUCAUGAGUCUCCCCGCUAAACGUGGUAGGGAGGAUGUUCAGAUUGGAGGAGGAGGAAACGACGAUAACGGAAGCGGUGCGGAGUUCCAUAAGAGGACUAGCACCGAGGAUGGCCCCACCGAAGUCGAACGUGAGGCUUCACCUGACGAUUUUGAAGACAGUCGCCCUAAGCGGAGUCGUACCACCGGAGGAACUUCUUCCGAACCCGCUCUGAGCUUGAUAGAGGUUGUCAGAGGAAAUGGAAAGAUUAUCCCUCAAGCUGUCAAGCUUUGGGUUGAAAGAUAUGAAAGGAAUCCAAAACCAGCAAUGGUUGACCUCUUAAUGAUGUUGUUUGAGGCAUGUGGACCUAAAUACUAUGUAAGUGAAGACUUUGUGGAUAUGAUUGAUGUUGAUGACGUGGUGGUUGCUCUUGUCAAUCUUGCUAGAAGGGGGGAAGUUGAAGAAAGUACAAAAAAGAAGGAAAUCAAGAACUUCAGGGGAAAUCUUGUUUCAUUCUGGGACAAUCUGGUUAUUGAAUGUCAGAAUGGACCAUUGUUUGACACAGUUUUGUUUGAAAAGUGCAUGGACUAUAUAAUUGCAUUAUCAUGCACUCCUCCAAGAGUUUAUCGUCAAGUUGCUUCAUUAAUGGGUCUCCAACUUGUUACAUCCUUUAUAUCUGUUGCAAAAAUGCUUGGCUCACAGCGAGAAACCACUCAGAGACAAUUGAAUACUGAAAUGAAGAAACGAUCUGAUGGGCCUCGUGUGGAGUCACUAAACAAAAGGCUUUCAAUGACUCAUGAUAAAAUAACCGCAUUGGAGGACAUGAUGCGCAAAAUUUUCACAGGGUUAUUUGUGCAUCGGUAUCGGGAUAUUGAUCCCAAUAUUCGAAUGUCAUGCAUCCAGUCACUUGGUUCUUGGAUUUUGUCAUGGGAGUACAUGAAGGCAAUGAAGGAUUGGAAAUGUAUUAUAUCCAUGCUCUUGGAUGAGAAUCCGCUGAUUGAGCUUACUGAUGAGGAUGCAACAAACUUAAUUAGACUUCUUUCUGCAUCUGUGGUAAAGGCUGUUGGAGAGACAAUUAUUCCUGCUUCAGAUAAUCGUAAGCCAUAUUUCACUAAGGCUCAAAAGGAAAUAUUUGAAAGCAAUAGACGAGAAAUUACUGUUUCCAUGAUGAAGUACCAUACACAGCUUCUUCGCAAAUUCAUGGCUGACAAAGCAAAAGUGUCAUCGCUUGUUGAGAUUAUUGUGUAUAUGAACCUCGAGCUUUAUUCCCUUAAGAGACAGGAGCAAAACUUUAAGACCGUUCUUCAGCUCAUAAAAGAUGCAUUUUUUAAACAUGGUGAGAAGGAGGCACUGAGAUCCUGUGUGAAAGCUAUUACUUUUUGUGCAACUGAGAGUCAAGGGGAGCUUCAAGAUUUUUCCCGUAAUAAAAUGAAGGAUCUUGAAGAUGAGCUUAUUGCUAAACUUAGAUCAGCAAUGAAAGAAGUAGCAGAUGGCAAUGAUGAAUACAGUCUUCUUGUAAAUUUGAAAAGGCUAUAUGAGCUUCAAUUGUCAAAGCCUGUACACGUUGGAAGCUUAUAUGAUGAUAUUGCGAUGACUCUCCGUAAUUUAAGAAACUUAGAUGAUGAGGUUGUCAGUUUUAUGCUUCUGAACAUGUAUUUGUAUGUGGCCUGGUCUCUGCAUUCUGUUGUAAAUAGUGAGGUAGUAUCUGAAGCAUCCUUAAGGUCUCUAUUAUCAAAGCGCACUACCUUGUUUGAGGAACUUGAGUAUUAUCUUAACAUUCCUCCUCUAGUUGAAGGCAGUAAAUCUGGAAAUCAGCUAGCUUGCCGAGUUUGUACUAUGCUUGCAGAAGUUUGUUGUUUAUUUAGAAAGACAAAUUUUGCUUCGACAAGGAUGGAAAUGCUGGGAUAUUGUCCUGAUACUUCUGUUCUUGAGAAAUUUUGGAAACUUUGCGAACAGCAGUUGAGUAUCUCAGAUGAGACAGAAGAUGAUGAUGCAAACAAAGAGUACAUUGAGGAGACAAAUAGGGAUGCAGUUAUGAUUGCUGCUGCGAAGUUAGUUACUACUGAUACCGUUCCCAAGGAUUACCUUGGUCCAGAAGUCAUUUCUCAAUUUGUGAUGCAUGGGGCUAAUGUUGCGGAGAUUGUGAAGAAACUUAUUUCCGUCCUAAGGAAAAGAGAUGAUGAUCUAUCUAAUAUCUUUCUAGAAGCACUGAAAAGGGCCUUCAGUCGGUAUGCUGUGAAACUGUCAACAGAUUAUGAUGAAUCUGUAAGGAGCAGAUAUUUUCAAGAAUGCAAGAAUCUUGCUGCUCGGCUUUCUGGAACAUUCAUGGGUGCAGCUCGAAACAAGUAUAGAUCAGAAAUUUUAACAAUUGUCAGGGAAGGCAUUGAUUAUGCGUUUAUAGAAGCUCCCAGGCAGCUGUCAUUUCUGGAAGGUGCCAUCCUUCAUUUUGUAUCGAAACUUCCUUCAUCUGAUGUCAUGGACAUUCUGAAAGAUGUCCAAAAGCGAAGAGAGAAUUUUAAUACUGAUGAAGAUCCCAGUGGAUGGCGCCCUUAUUUUACAUUUGUUGACACAUUAAGCUCUAAAUAUGCAAUGAACGAUGAUUUUCAAGAUGAGAAAGAUGGAGCGACUGUCAGGCGUAGAGGUCGUCCUCGAAAAAGCCGUAAUAUUGAAGGAAAGAGACUCUUUGAUGAGAAUAAUUCAAGUGAAGAGGAACCAAUUAGUGAUCCAGACCAAGAAGAUGCUCAAGACGAAGAAGAUGAUGAAAAUGCCCCGUUGAUACAUUCUCUUAAAUCAUCCAGAUUGAGGUCAUCGAAAACCCCAAGGGAAGAAAACACCCACUAGGCACAGUUAGUGACAGAGUUUUUGCAAGCCUACCAAUCCUUUAGCCCCAUCCAGGACUUUAGGAUCGUCUGAGAGAAUGCCAGACCUUCGUGCAUUGUAGAAUACAUAGCUUGUAAAUAAAGUUCAUAAGGUUUCAUCUAUCUGUCUUUCCCAUUGGGUUGAGGUUACUCUCCAUGCCUUCUUUUAUAUUGUUCUGGUUCGUGCCAGACUCAAAUUUAAAUGUCACAGUAGUUUAUUAUCAAAGCUUUACCAAAUUUUCCAUGUUUAAGAUACGAUUGUUGUUGUCUCAACCGAAUUCCUCUUCUCCAGAAAUGUACUGGUGCUGGGUCGAUGAGAGGUCCAAAAGAGAAAA